AUUCAUUCCAGCAAGAUGGCGCCGGCACUGCUGGAGGUUCUGUGCAGCCUGACGGGCUGGUUCGGUAUGUACAAGUUGCUGUGCCGGGUCUCGCCUCAGCGCGGGCCCGAGUGGAACUGUCGACUGGUCACGCUAACGCACGGCUUCGCAAUGGUGAUACUGACGGCGUACGUGGUCUUCGUGGACGGACCCUGGCCACUCACGCAUGCAGGUAGCGAGAACACGCCUCUCCAGACCUCCGCGCUCUGUGUCUCCCUGGGCUACUUCCUGUUCGACAUGGCCUGGUGCGUACGCUUCGGCAGCGAGAGCGCCGUCAUGCUGGGCCACCACGCCGCCAGCAUCGUCGGCAUCCUGCUGGGCCUGCUGACGGGCGUGUCGGCGUGCGAGACGUGCGCCGUCAUCUUCGGCAGCGAGCUCACCAACCCCCUGCUGCAGGCCCGCUGGUUCCUGCGCCGGCUGGGCCGCUACGACGGCCCGCUGGGCGACGCCGUCGACCUGCUCUUCAUCUUCCUCUUCGCCACCGUGCGGGUGGGCGUGGGCGCCGCUAUGUUCUACUGCGAGCUGACCUCGCCCAGGACCAGUCUGGUGAUGAAGCUGGGCGGCGUGGUGAUGUACGGGCUGGCGUGGGUGUUCAUGGUGGACAUCGCCAGGUUCGGCUACAAGAAAAGUCGGAUGCGCUACAGACAGUGGCGAGAGAAACGCGAAGAUUCCAAAGUGGACGGAUAUCAUUUAGACAACAGUUAUGAUCAAAAGAGUUGAGUUCUCAAGGUUUCCUUUUUGA
This is a messenger RNA of Syngnathoides biaculeatus (alligator pipefish), 781 nucleotides long. RefSeq names its product TLC domain containing 5b (gene tlcd5b). The record is from RefSeq and is a predicted model, not a curated record. Gene Ontology annotation, cellular component: membrane. Lineage: Eukaryota; Metazoa; Chordata; Actinopteri; Syngnathiformes; Syngnathidae. The transcript has 2 exons. The coding region runs from base 16 to 759 and encodes 247 amino acids.